UUGGACGUUACAGACGACAGUCUCCAUAUAUCACGCUCUUGAAAUUUUCCUUUUCAAAGCUCUCAUGUAUAUCCAUUGGAACGUUCAACGUAAGGCUAGCCACGAGAAUUUAAUGCCUUCUUUGGUGCUUCCAUUUACUCAAGAUGUCAAGAUUGAUCCCACCAGUGACAACCAUUUUGCCUUUUGUUUUUCAUCAAUGCCCAUAGGUUUUUGAUAUCAUUCCUUGAAUCUUCAUCUCUUUCAUCAACCAAGAGCUUUGACAUAUGGGGUUCUUUAGUACUGUAUUGGGUUUCUUUGGGUUUGGAUUUGGAACUUCCAUUGGACUCCUGAUUGGUUACUAUCUGUUUAUCUACCGUCAAUCCACUGAUGUCAAGGAUCCAGAAAUUCGGCCUUUAGUUGAACAUGAAUCAGAUGACCCAAAAUCAUUGCAAAUGCUGCUGACAGAAAUACCCCAGUGGGUAAAAUACCCAGAUUAUGAUCGUGUUGACUGGCUUAACAAGUUUAUUGAGAAUAUGUGGCCUUACCUUGACAAGGCUAUUUGCAAAACUGUAAGGGAGAUAGCAAAGCCAAUUAUCGCCGAGCAGAUUCCCAAUUACAAAAUUGACUCUGUUGAAUUUGAAGCACUUUCUUUGGGUUCUCUACCACCAGCAUUUCAAGGAAUAAAAGUUUAUACGACAGAUGAAAAGGAUCUGAUUAUGGAACUAAUAAUGAAGUGGGCUGGGAAUCCUAAUGUCCUUAUUGUAGCAAAUGCAUUUGGUUUGAAAGCCACUGUUCAGGUGGUUGAUUUACAAGUAUUUGCAGCUCCACGCAUUACCCUGAAGCCAUUGGUUCCUACCUUUCCUUGCUUUGCAAAUAUAUACGUGUCUCUAAUGGAGAAGCCACAUGUCGACUUUGGGCUAAAACUGUUUGGGGCAGAUGCCAUGUCCAUUCCUGGCCUAUACUCCUUUGUCCAGGAGCUUAUCAAAGAUCAAGUUGCAAAUAUGUAUCUCUGGCCUAAAGUCCUAGAUGUACAAAUACUGGACCCUGCUAAAGCCAUGCGAAAACCAGUUGGAAUUCUCAGUGUAAAGAUUCUGAGGGCUACGAAACUUCAGAAAAAAGAUCUUAUUGGUUCAUCAGACCCUUAUGUGAAAUUGAAGCUCACGGAGGAAAAGCUUUCCGGGAAGAAAACGUCUGUAAAACAUCGAAACUUGAAUCCUGAAUGGAAUGAAGAGUUCAAUUUGGUUGUUAAAGAUCCAAAGUCUCAAGCCUUGGAACUUCAAGUCUAUGAUUGGGAAAAGGUGGGCAACCAUGAUAAGAUGGGAAUGAACAUCAUUCCUCUGAAAGAUCUUACACCUGAUGAGACAAAAGUUAUGACUGUUGAGCUGCUAAAGACUAUGGACCAGAAUGAUACACGAAAUGAAAAGUCUCGUGGACAACUAGAGGUGGAAUUGUUGUACAAACAUUUCAAGGAAGAUGAAGUUCCAAAAGAUGAGGAUCUAACUUCGGUGGAAAAAGCUCCUGAAGGAACACCUGCCGGUGGUGGUUUACUUGUCGUAAUUAUACAUGAAGCUGAAGACAUCGAAGGGAAAUACCACACAAAUCCUGCCGUCCGCAUACUUUUCCGAGGAGAGGAGAAAAAAACUAAGCGUAUAAAGAAAACCAGAGAUCCAAAGUGGGAAGAAGAGUUUCAGUUCAUGUUGGAGGAACCGCCCAAAAACGACAAGCUUCAUGUAGAAGUAUUCAGCACCUCCAAAAGGUCAAGGAUGGGGUUACUUCAUCCCAAGGAAAAUCUGGGUUAUGUCCUUAUAAGUCUUUCUGACGUUGUGAACAACAAGAGAAUCAACGAGAAGUACCAUCUCAUUGAUUCCAAGAAUGGGCGAAUUCAAAUUGAGUUGCAGUGGCGAGCUUCAACUUAAGAAGUUGGCAAGUUAGGUGCUUGAAAGGGACCCCUUGAAAAAAAUAUUUCUUUUUUUUUUUUUUAAGUAAAUCUAAGUUGCUGGCAUCUCCUCUGCUAUA
Molecule: messenger RNA, 1995 nt
Organism: Mangifera indica (mango)
Lineage: Eukaryota; Viridiplantae; Streptophyta; Magnoliopsida; Sapindales; Anacardiaceae
Product: synaptotagmin-2-like
Exons: 12
Coding region: 264-1895 (543 amino acids)
Cellular component (GO): endoplasmic reticulum
Molecular function (GO): lipid binding
Source: RefSeq, a predicted model, not a curated record